Chelonus insularis is the source of this 1052-nucleotide messenger RNA. It is a transcript of the gene Pex12, whose product is annotated as peroxin 12. The transcript has 5 exons. Gene Ontology annotation, molecular function: ubiquitin-protein transferase activity; protein binding; zinc ion binding. Bases 29 to 1006 code for a protein of 325 amino acids. Lineage: Eukaryota; Metazoa; Arthropoda; Insecta; Hymenoptera; Braconidae. Gene Ontology annotation, cellular component: peroxisomal importomer complex; peroxisomal membrane. The record is from RefSeq and is a predicted model, not a curated record. Gene Ontology annotation, biological process: protein import into peroxisome matrix; protein monoubiquitination.
UUUAAAAAAUUUUUAAUAUUAUUAAAAAAUGGCAGAACGAGGAGCACAUUUAACUGGUACAACUUUUAUAAAACCUACAAUAUUCGAAAUUGUAGCACAAAAUUCUCUUGCUUCAACAUUAGAACCUGCUUUCAAGAAAAUUUUCUCCUUCUUGCUGAAUUUUAAUCCAGAACGAUAUCAAUGGCUAGAACAAUGGUCAGACGAAGCUUUUGCAGUAUUCAAUGGCAUUCUACAAAAAUUUUAUUUAAAAAAUUAUUCAGCUUCUUUUUCAGAAACUUUUUAUAGUUUGAAACGAAUCUCUCUUACGAAUUCUGGCAAGAAAAAAUUAUCAAAUAAUCAACAAAGGAUCUUUAUUAUUUUGUUAGUUCUUCAGCCGUAUAUUAAAUCUAAAAUUCAUCGUUGUGAAUUAGACAUUGUUGAUGGUAAACUACCUAAAGAAACAUGGAAAAGAAUAAUGAAAAUUUAUGGUUUAAAAUCGUACAAACUAUUUCAUUUUAUUUAUGAAAUUUGCGGAGUUUAUUAUUAUUUGGCAUACAUGUCAGAUUACUCUUCGUAUCCCUCUCCAUUAUAUCGUUUAUUUUCAGUAACCUUGACUUAUUCUAAUUCUAUAGAAGUAAUGUCAAUACCAGAUUUAUUGUAUAAAUUAAAGAAGGGAACUUUUAGCUUAAAUGAUGGUACACAAAUACUUCAAAGAGUAUUGAUGAAAUUUAUUGAAUUAGGAGCUUUCUUUUUACAAUUUUAUAAUUGGUGGAAUCAGGAACAGUAUUACACUAAUCUUACAGCUUUGCCAGUACCUCGACCUCCACAAAUUCCAGACACAGCUAAAAGAUAUGAAGGAUUAUGUGCUAUUUGUUUAUCACCUCCUAACAUUCCAACAGCUCUUGCAGUAUCAGGUUACAUAUUUUGCUAUCAAUGUAUUUUAAAUAAAGUUCAAAAUGAUAAUCGAUGUCCAAUAACUAAGUAUCCUGCAAGAGAAGAUGAUUUAAUUCGUAUAUAUAUAAGUUGAUUAUCUUGUUUAUUUUAUAAAAAAAAAAUUAAAAAAUAAAAUUUAC